AUGGCAGAUAUUGACAUGGUAGAAGAUCGGUCUAACACGGCGAAUGGGAGCGAUUCCUCGGAAUACGUGGAGUUUUGGAUCGAUUUGUUUCUGGGACGGAAGGGCCAUGAAUACUUCUGCGAUGUGGACACGGACUACAUUGUGGACCGUUUCAACCUGAUAAACCUGCAGAAAAGCGUAAACAAGUUUACACAGGUGAUCCAGUACAUUGUAGACGAGUUGGACGACACAGCGUUGGAGCAGCUGUCGAGCGGGAGGAUGCAGCAGCUGGAGCAUGACGCGUGCAAGCUUUACGGGAUGAUUCACGCACGAUACGUGAUUACCAUUAAGGGUCUUCAAAAGAUGUUGCAGAAGUACAAGGAGGCAGAUUUUGGACGGUGUCCACGCGUUUACUGCAAUUUCCAGCCACUGCUGCCGGUCGGGCUGCACGACGCUCCGGGGAUGGACUGUGUGAAACUGUACUGUCCGUGUUGCGAGGACCUGUACGUGCCAAAAUCGACGCGGCACAGCGCGAUCGACGGUGCGUAUUUCGGGACCAGCUUCGCAGGCAUGUUUUUGCAGGCGUUCCCAGAAAUGAUACCCAAGCACCCGGUUCAGCGCUACGUGCCCAAAAUUUUUGGCUUCGACUUGCACAAGCAGGCGCAGGUGGCCCGGUGGCAAGAACUGCAGCGGCUGAAGCUGGAGAAACGUUUGAAGGCCAAAGGUGUUGAAGGUGGGUUCAAACAGUCGAACACGUGA
This is a messenger RNA of Lachancea meyersii CBS 8951, 738 nucleotides long. The record is from the annotation of a GenBank genome assembly. NCBI's taxonomy places the organism in Eukaryota, Fungi, Ascomycota, Saccharomycetes, Saccharomycetales, Saccharomycetaceae.